Messenger RNA from Mercenaria mercenaria, 818 nucleotides. Its product is annotated as peroxisomal ATPase PEX6-like. Gene Ontology annotation, molecular function: ATP hydrolysis activity; ATP binding. Gene Ontology annotation, cellular component: cytosol; peroxisomal membrane. The annotation marks the transcript as partial. Lineage: Eukaryota; Metazoa; Mollusca; Bivalvia; Venerida; Veneridae. The record is from RefSeq and is a predicted model, not a curated record. Gene Ontology annotation, biological process: protein import into peroxisome matrix. The transcript has 7 exons.
AUGAUCCAAACUUCUGGCAGAACACAGGAGAUGAUACUGAGAACAGAUUUCCAUGUAUAUACUUCAAAGUUGUGAAUUUCAAGGGCUCUAAAACAACUCACAAAAAUGUUAUUGUGGACAGAGAGAAUACCACACUGAUCCAGAUAGGAUCAGAGCACAGCUAUAUACCUGUAAUGAUGCAGACAUACCUGAGUCCCCUCCCUCAGAGUUUCUGGGACAAGGAUAAUCUGCCAGGACUGUCACAGUAUGUCGAUAAAUUGGAGAACUGCAUACUACCCCACCUUACAUCCAGAAUAGGAUGCAAGUCCUUGAAAUCUGUGCCCCCAGCUGUUCUUGUUGCUGGACCAGUUGGAAGUGGAAAAACUACUCUUAUUGUUUCUGUUGCUAGGAAACUGGGUAUACAUGCAUUCAAGGUGAAUUGUCACGCUUUGUUUGGUGAGUCAUCUGGUACGACAGAGGCUAAGAUGAAAAACGCAUUCAAUGCAGCUGGGCUUUAUUCACCGUGCAUUUUGUUGUUACAAAGCAUCCAUGCCCUGGGUAGGGACAGGGACGGCAAUACUGAAGACCCACGUGUUGCGAGCAGUUUUCUCAGCAAUGUCAUGCAGUUAAAAAAUGAUCUACAGCAGUACCCAAUGAUCGUCGUGGCAACCACACACUCCAACAAAGAUCUCACACAUGACAUGCUUGAGUGCUUCCUACACCAAGUCCAGAUCGAGGUUCCAAACGAGCACGAGAGAGGGGAAAUUGUUGAUUCCCUGCUGCAGACCAUCAACUACAGUGGAAAUAUUUCUAUAUCAUAUAUAGCUCAGAGAACAGCU